Molecule: messenger RNA, 160 nt
Organism: Cetraspora pellucida
Lineage: Eukaryota; Fungi; Glomeromycota; Glomeromycetes; Diversisporales; Gigasporaceae
Source: the annotation of a GenBank genome assembly
AAGAUCUUGAAUUUUUUGAAAUUAGAAAAAAACCUGUUGUGCCAUUUGUAACACAAUGCUUAACACACCUUGAAGCUUUACUACAAUUAGGUAUUAUUGAACCUCCUAUUAAUGAAGAAAUCAAAUCUAAAUUUGAAAAUAACCAUUUUGAAAUAAAAUC